This is a messenger RNA of Penicillium brasilianum, 354 nucleotides long. Lineage: Eukaryota; Fungi; Ascomycota; Eurotiomycetes; Eurotiales; Aspergillaceae. The record is from the annotation of a GenBank genome assembly.
AUGGCCUUCUUCCAAGCCAUCCCGGGUAUUUACAGGACCUGGGUUUGGGCUUGGGAGUGGUGGACUUCACCUAAGGAGAGCAAGGAUAAGGGUCAAGCCGUGGAUUUGGAGCGUCUUGGGUCUGGCCGAGGAGGGCGGCGGGGCCAAUUGGCCAAGCUCGAGAAAGAUUUGGGCGACAUGAAUGGGCGAGUGAUUGCGCUGGAGCUGGAGGUGGGGACCGGGCGAGCGAAGGCGAGUGGGGUGUCUUUUGCUGCUGGCUCUUCGACUCCGAUGAAGCGUAGGAAGUCUGGACCACUUCCUGGACGAUUGGUUUCCUGGACGGUUUCCUGGACGGUUUCCUGGAUGGCUUAUUAG